Molecule: messenger RNA, 3413 nt
Organism: Hydra vulgaris (swiftwater hydra)
Lineage: Eukaryota; Metazoa; Cnidaria; Hydrozoa; Anthoathecata; Hydridae
Product: protein argonaute-2
Biological process (GO): regulatory ncRNA-mediated post-transcriptional gene silencing
Molecular function (GO): protein binding; RNA endonuclease activity; miRNA binding
Source: RefSeq, a predicted model, not a curated record
ACACUGAUAAAGUAAAUCCUUAGUUUUCACAGAAUUAGUAAUAAAAUUCUUAGAAAUAAAUCGAUGUAUAAAAUAGGGUUUGCAGACUUCAUCAUCCCAUAAAAUAGUUGAAAAAAAAGUUUUAUCACUCUUGAAAGACUUAACAAUAAGUAUGGAAAACCGUGGUAGAGGAAGAGGAAGGGGUAGAGGAAGGGGAAGAGGGACAGAACCAGGUUCCAACAAAGAAGAAAAGGUAAUUGGUCAACCUAUAAAACAAGAAGAUAAGGGAGUUAGUCAACCUAUAAAACAAGAAGAUAAGGGAGUUAGUUCACCUAUAAAACAAGAAGAAAAGGUAAUUAGUAAACCUAUAAAACAAGAAGAUACAGGAGUAAGUCAAUCUAACACACAAGGAGAUAAAAGGCUAGAAAAGCCUAUCAAACAAGAUGAAAUUUCAAUAAAUGGUCAUGCUAAUACACAAAAGGUUCCUGAUGCAAAAGUAGCCAGUCUGGCUGCUGAAUUAAAGAAAGAUUUAAAUCAAACAGUGCAAAAUCUAGAAGUACUUUCUGUAUCACCUUCUAAACAAAAACAACCUGAAGCAAAAACAGUUAGACCAUCAGCAGUAAAUGUAGGAUCAACAUCAUACUCUUCUGAAAUUAGAGGAAAAGAGUACAAAAUUCCAAAAAGGCCUGGUCUUGGAACUGCAGGCAAUGUCAUUAAACUUAAAGCAAACUUUUUUCCAAUUAAAGUUCCUGAUAUUACUAUUCAUCAAUACGAUGUUGCAAUAAAUGAAGAUAAACUUCCAAAAAAUUUAAAUCAGAGAGUUAUGAUUGAUUUAGUCAAGAGUAACCCAAAGCUUUUUAAAAGUUUACCAGUUUAUGAUGGAAAGAAAAACUUGUAUACUAAAGAUCCAUUCGAUUUUAGUGGCAAAAAAGAAUUUGAGGUGGUUUUUAUUGAGGAUGAUAGAACACGAAAGAUAAAGGUAGUACUUCAAUGGGCUGCUCAAAUAGAAUUACGAACAUUACAUGAAUCUUUGAAAGCAACUUCCAAGGACUUGAUUCCUAAAGAUGCAAUUCAGUGUUUAGAUGUAGUCAUGAGACAGGCAGCUUCAUUAAAGUAUGUUCCCCUGGGAUCAAAAUUUUUUUCUUCUGAUGGUUCAGUAAGGAUUGGAUGUGGAUUGGAAGUAUGGCAUGGCUACCACAUGAGUGUUCGACCAAGUCAAUGGAAAAUGUUAAUGAAUAUUGAUGUUUGUGCCACCGCUUUUUACCGCUCCAUGGAUGUUGUUGAAUACUUAUACGAGAUAACUGGUUACAACUGUAAUACUGAAAGGCAACCUCUUAAUGAUCACAAAAGAAGACAGUUUCAUAGAGAAAUUAAAGGUUUAAAAAUUGAAAUAACGUAUAUGGGAAUACAAAAAAGAAAGUACAAAGUGAAUGGAGUCACUGAGAAAUCUGUUACUGAACAAAUGUUUCCAAUUGAAGAAAAUGGUAAAAAAAGAAAUAUCAGUGUUGCCGAAUAUUUCAGGAAAGAAAAAAAAGUGGAAAUUAAAUUUCCUGCCCUUCCUUGCCUUCAUGUUGGAGAUGAAAAAAAAACUGUAUAUAUUCCAAUGGAAGUUUGCAAAGUUGUUCCUGGCCAACGUUGUCUUAAAAGGCUAAAUGAAAAUGCAACAGCAGAGAUGAUACAAAUUGCAGCUAAAAGACCUAACAAGCGACAAGCAACUAUAGAUAACAUUAUGAAAAAUGCGAAUUUUCCACAAGAUAAAUAUUUGAAUAGCUUUGGAAUUCAAAUAGCAAACUCAAUGGUGGAACUUAAUGGUCGUAUUUUGCCUACCCCCGGCAUAAAAUAUGGUGAAAAGGAUCAGCCUUUGUUUCCUGCUAAUGGUGCAUGGAAUAUGAAAGGGCGUCGUCUUUAUAAAGGUGCUAUAAUAAAAAAGUGGGGUCUUAUUGUUUAUGACAUCGGAAAACCUUUGCAGAAUGAAGUACUAAUAAAAUUCCAGACGGAACUUAUCAAAUCAGCAAAAGAAAUUGGAAUUCAAAUUGAUAAUCCAGUUUAUCAGGCUCGUGCCCCAGCAAAUGAGUUACCAGAAUCUGUUAUUAGUAAGGCAUUUAAGAAAGAUAAAGAUAUUGAGUUGCUGGUUUUCAUUUUGCCAGGAAAGACACCAUUUUAUGGGGAUAUAAAAAGACUGUGUGAAACAGAGAAUGGUUUUAAUGGUUUUAGUGAUCCAGGUGUACAAAACUUGAUCAAAAAUAAGGGUGUGUGUACCCAGUGCAUCCAAUCAAAGAACGUUUUAAAAUGCAACCCAAUGACUUUGGCACAAUUAUGUUUGAAAAUCAAUUCUAAAAUGGGUGGCACAAAUAAUGUUAUUGAUAUUAACAAUAAAAUUACAAGGCCAUUGAAUGUGUUUAAAGAACCGGUAAUUUUUCUUGGUGCAGAUGUUACACACCCAGGUCUAGGUGAUAAAUCAAGCCCUUCCAUUGCUGCUAUUGUUGGCAGCAUUGAUGAAGUUCCAAGUCGUUAUUCUGCUUGUGUUCGUAUCCAAGGGCAUCGAGUUGAAGUUAUAGAAGAUCUUGAAAAUGUUACAGUUGAACUUCUUAAACAGUUUUACAGACAUAUGAAAGUGAAACCAAGAAAGAUAAUUAUGUUUCGUGAUGGUGUUUCUGAAGGACAAUUUCAGCAGGUACUAUUUCAUGAGAUGUCUGCCAUCCAAAAGGCUUGCAUAAAAUUAGAAAAAGGUUAUGAACCUGGUAUUACUUUUGUUGUCGUCCAGAAAAGGCACAAAGCAAAAUUUUUUCCAGUCAACAAAAAUGAUGAAGAUCGUAGUGGAAAUGUUUCAGCUGGAACUACAAUUGAUACAGUUGUAUGUCAUCCGACAGAGUUUGAUUACUACCAAUACAGUCAUUCGGGAAUUCAGGGGACAUCACGCCCUGCACACUAUCAUGUGUUGUGGGAUGAUAAUAACUUUUCAGCUGAUGAGCUCCAGGCCCUUUCGUUUAUGCUGUGUCAUUUGUACGUUAGAUGCACUAGAUCUGUAUCUAUUCCUGCACCUGCUUACUAUGCUCAUCAUGUAGCUUUUCGAUCUCGGAGUCAUUUGCAAAAUGAAGAGGGAAGUAUUUCUUCAUCUGAAAGCGACACUGGCAAAAACUCUGUAGAAUUUGUGAAAGCAAAUUACAAAGAUGUUGUAAAACUGCAUCCGAAUAUGGAAACAAAAAUGUACUUUGUGUAGAUUAACACAUUACUCAAAAUUCGGUGUUUAUGCACCGAAAGGUAAAAACUAAGCGUAAUAAUUCUUUUACUUGAUGGGUUUGUUUUUAUUUUAUUAAAUUUUUGCAAAAUGUAUAUAUGGAAUUAGAUUUUAUAUUUUUAAAUGUGUUGUUUACAAAUGAUGUUUAAUUUAGACAUGGUUUAUGUGUAAAAAAAAAGUAAUAAACAAUGUUAAA